Messenger RNA from Bipolaris maydis ATCC 48331, 1029 nucleotides. RefSeq lists its product as uncharacterized. The record is from RefSeq and is a predicted model, not a curated record. NCBI's taxonomy places the organism in Eukaryota, Fungi, Ascomycota, Dothideomycetes, Pleosporales, Pleosporaceae. Gene Ontology annotation, molecular function: flavin adenine dinucleotide binding; oxidoreductase activity, acting on the CH-CH group of donors.
AUGAGCUUCACGUGUAUCCACGCUAGUCAUGUGUUGUUCCUCUGCGAUUUGUCGCACGUUACGGAAGCUGGGGCCAUCGUUCCGCUCUACUACGCCUCGAUGCAUACACGCAAUCCGUUUAUCUUAUGUGAAUCGUCGCAGCUUCACCGACAACUUCGAAGUGCAAUGCGAGACUGGGUUGAAAAGGAGUUAAUGCCUGUUCUCGAAGACUGCGAAGCUUCCGCACAGAUACCAGAUGCGAUCUACCAGAAAGCUGCUGUCGCAGGCGUGCUGAUGCCAGCGGCUUCUGACGCUUGGAUACCUCAGGAAUGGCGCGGCAAAUAUCCUGUCAUCGAGGGCAUUGCUGCGCAUCAGUGGAAUGGCUUUCAUGACUUCAUUUUACACGAUGAAUUCGGUCGUGUUGGAGGAAUCGGAUUCGAGAACGGUCUGCUCGGAGGCGCAACACUAUGCCUGCCAUUAUCCAAAAGCACGGCUCGCAGGCCAUCAAACAAGCUGUCAUCCCAGUCGUGUUAUCUGGUCAAGGACGUAUCUCGCUUGCAAUCACCGAACCAACAGCAGGCUCAGACGUACAAGGCAUUCAAACAAACAUUCAACCAUCCCAGAAAGAAGGUUGCGUUAUCAUCGAAGGGUCCAAAAAAUGGAUCACGGGCGGCAUGCACCGCCGGAGCUGCCUUUGUGGAGUUUGACCAGGCGGAAGUUCCCAUCCAGAUGAUUGUUGGUGAGCGUGGGAACAGGCUUAAGUACACGAUGUCAGGUUCUGUUCACGAACGACUCUUCAUAGGAAUGCAAGCAUUGCGAUGGUCAAGAGUAGAGUCUCUUCACAGUUGGUUGGAGAGUCUGAUCUACCAAUCUGGAGCGCUCUCAAAACCAGAUCAAGAUCUCAUCACGGCAGGUCCCACUGCAACCUUUAAAGCUCACGCUGGGCUGGUCCUCGAGUACAUCGUGCGCGAGGCCGUACAAAUCGUUGGGGAAAUUGGUCUAACAAGAGGUGGUCAGGGUGAAAAACCGAGAGGAUCUGGAGGGACGUAA